AUGGCAUCGACUCAAGCAAAUGGCCGCCGCGGUGGUCAGGUCAACUUUUCCAACUUUAUCCAGGACUUGAAUGUUGAGGUGCCGUCGCAGAAUACCUCUCCUGUGAGCGAGGAUUGGGAGAAGGAUCUCGCCAUGUUUACCAACACCAACUUUUUCGAAUGGGAUCAGGCAUCUGGCAAUGCACCAGCAGACUUCACAUUGCCUGAGCCAGAGACAAAGCCCGCCGUGGCUGCUCCACCUCCUGCUGCGGCUGCUGCUGCUGCUCCGGCUACUACUACUACAACUACUCCUCGUGAACCUGCGUCAGCCACCUCUGCAGUGGGUGAUUUCGACUUCAAUCUACCAGGUAAGUCAUGA
Molecule: messenger RNA, 357 nt
Organism: Pestalotiopsis fici W106-1
Lineage: Eukaryota; Fungi; Ascomycota; Sordariomycetes; Amphisphaeriales; Sporocadaceae
Exons: 1
Coding region: 1-357 (118 amino acids)
Source: RefSeq, a predicted model, not a curated record